AUGCGAAGCGUGUCGCCCCCCAUCCACACCUCCCGCUUCGCCAGAGAUUUCGGGAUGCUGAUGUGCGCAGACCUGCCCCCCGUGAAGCCCUCGGCCAUCGCGCUGGGCACCUUCUUCAACCACGGCAUCGAGCUGGCCGUGCUGGGCCCCGUCUUCGGCCAGACCUACCAGCGCGCCAAGCAGGCCAACACCAAGGAGGAGUUCAUCAAGUCCAAGGAAGCCAGCGGCGCUGCCAUCGCCUGGGGCACCUCUUUUGUCGGCUCGGCCCUCCAGAGCUAUGGUGUUGGCGCGUUGAUCAAUGCCACGGGGACCCUGAGCUACAAGGGCGCUGCGUACCUGGGCGGCUUGAUCUUUGCCGCGACGGCGGCUCCUGGAUUCCUUGCCCAAAUCUUCUCGGAGAAGCGCCCCAUCGAUACCGUCGGUGUCAGCAUCGCCGCCAAGCUUGUGGAAACUGUUGGAUUGUCACUGUUCCUGACUUGGUGGGGUACUCGUACUAACCCCUUUGACUAA
Messenger RNA from Metarhizium acridum CQMa 102, 510 nucleotides. RefSeq lists its product as uncharacterized. Lineage: Eukaryota; Fungi; Ascomycota; Sordariomycetes; Hypocreales; Clavicipitaceae. The record is from RefSeq and is a predicted model, not a curated record.